AUAAUGGCUUUUAUUAGAUUUUAUAUUAGAUUAUUUUGAUUAUAAUGUAUAAAAGAGAAAAAAAUAUGUUAUUUGGUAAUUUAGUAAGAAGGUACGAAAACUAAAUAACAUCACGUUAUCUUACUCUCGAGCUCUUCACAACAUUGAAAUUAUAAUGCUAUUAUAAAAACAUAAACUGCUAUUGGAAUGUUUUGUUAAUGAAGUAUUUGUCUGUCGUAAUAGAUCAUGUGUAACGAACUUGGAGCUCGCCUUAUUGAGAUAGAAACGCCAUCUGAAAAUGAAUAUAUAAAGAAUAUACUGCUAAGCUACAACCAUGAAGCUUUCUGGAUUGGUCUUAGAUUGCCUACUGUAGGAAGUACUUGGCAACUUGCCUCUUCUGGAGAAGAUGCUUUAUACAUACCCUGGGAUGAAAGUCAACCUAACCAGGUCAGAGAACCAAACUGUGCAGUAUUUUGGCAUACCUUUGAUUACAGAUUGGGGGAUGAGUCUUGUGAAGAAAUCUAUCACCCGAUAUGUGAACAGGAUGCAACUUACAACAUGAACUAAAGCGCAAUAUGGAACAUACGUGCCUUUCUUGUAUUACCAGAAUGAACAUUUCUUCUAGAAAAGCUUCUGGACUAACUGGACAUUUAAUUUUAUACAUAUCGAAUGGCUAUUAUCAAAAUCAUUAUUACAAUAUUACCAUCAACUUAUUACUAUAGAAUACAAAACAAAGAAAUCGGAACUGAAAGAUAAUUGGUAGUUCUAUUUUGUGACAAAAUGAUUUACGUUAACUAUCACUCUUUAUUGUGCAUAUUGAAAACAAUCUCUAAGAUGUAAGAGACGUUUUAUUUAAGAAAUGAUGUAUCCCGAGACAGUGAUUUUAUUACUAAAUAAAAUCACUGUUUUGAGAUGCGAGGAAUUAUAUCACGAGGGCGUAGCGACAAAAUCACUGUUAAUGAUAUAUUAUUUCUUAUCGGUCCUUCUAUGUUCAAGGGGAAAAUGCGGGUCGUGUUAGAAUGUUAUAUCACUAGUUGCUAUUUAUGCUUUUAUUUAUAUCUAUUAUAGAUACAUUUUGAACAUUUCAUUGUAAUUUUCUUAUCUUAGUACAGAUGUGAAACAAUAAAGUUUUAAUGCUCUCUUGAUAGCACUAGCCCUUAUUUCCUUUUUUCAUACCUCUUUUGUAGAAGAUGUUG
This is a messenger RNA of Ruditapes philippinarum (Manila clam), 1175 nucleotides long. Its product is annotated as perlucin-like protein. The transcript is spliced from 3 exons. The coding region runs from base 226 to 546 and encodes 106 amino acids. NCBI's taxonomy places the organism in Eukaryota, Metazoa, Mollusca, Bivalvia, Venerida, Veneridae. The record is from RefSeq and is a predicted model, not a curated record.